Anneissia japonica is the source of this 3681-nucleotide messenger RNA. RefSeq lists its product as uncharacterized. Lineage: Eukaryota; Metazoa; Echinodermata; Crinoidea; Comatulida; Comatulidae. The transcript is spliced from 11 exons. The record is from RefSeq and is a predicted model, not a curated record. Gene Ontology annotation, molecular function: oxidoreductase activity. The coding region runs from base 158 to 3619 and encodes 1153 amino acids.
GAGGAUUGUUAAAUCGUACUAUUGUACAGUUAUAAAGGAAGGAUUUUGUUUAUUAGGACUUCGGUUAAAUUUCGGUUGACCGUUAAGCGUCAACACUCCGAAUUAUACAUCGCUCGUCAGGAACAGUCACUUUUCGACGUAAGCUACACGGCUCACAAUGCAUUCCCAAGGAACUAGCUUUGUAGCAUCUUGGAUUUUAUUAUUACUUGUAAUGUCUUGUUUGACAUGCUCUGGUCUCCCCACUGAUGAGCCUGUUUCUGUCUUGAUCAUUGGGGCUGGUGCUGCCGGACUACAAGCAGCGCAAACUCUGGUGGACAACGGUAUCGAGGAUUUCUUGAUCAUUGAAGCCGCUGAUUACAUUGGAGGUCGGGUGCGUGAUGUUGAGUUUGGUGGGAUACGUGUGGAACGAGGAGCUAAUUGGGCCCAACCAGUAGGAGGUGUAGUACAGAAGAAGGUCUGGGAACUUGGCAUGGAGACUCACCAAAGUAAUUGGUUCUCUAUUGUUGUUUACAACAGCACAGGGCACAAUGUUACAGACGAAGCUCUUCCAGUAUUUGACCAGGUAGUAGAUAGCUACAUUGAUGCAUUCAAUAUUGCUGACGAACUUUGGGAAUUGAAUGACCCAGAUAUGUCAUUGAGAGCAGGUUUGCGUUCAGUCGGUUGGCUUCCAAAAACUGACAUUGAAAACACCCUAGAAUGGUCUUAUUUGGAUUUUGAAAAUGGUGAAGACUCCGAGUUCGCAUCCCUGAAGAUCCAUUCUUACAUAAAGGACGAGUACAAUAAGCGGGUACCAGAUGACCAAAAGGCUACACUGGUCAUUGAUCAACGUGGAUACAAAUACUUAUUUAACUCAACCAUGCCUUUUUUAAGUGACGACGAGUUGAGCUCCAAGAUAUUGCUGAACAAGAAAGCGGUAACCGUUGACCAAUCAUCUGGGAAUAAUGUCGCGGUUACUUGUGACGACGGUCAGGUGUUCCGCGCGACACGUGUCCUGGUUACUGUCAGUUGUAGCGUUCUACAAAACAAGGGAAUUGAAUUUAUACCAGACCUUCCCGGCUGGAAGAAAAGAACCAUAAAUCGAUUCAAAAUGGCAGAUUAUAGUAAAAUUUAUAUUCAAUUUCCCCAAAACUUCUGGGGAGACCGCGAAAUUAUUAUGCAUACCAGCAGUCAAAGAGGGCGCUAUCCGUUAUUUACCAAUCUUGGAGCUGAAGGUAUGUAUCCGGUAGGAACUAACAUUCUAAUGGCGGAGCUAACAGGUGAUGAGGCCAGACGAGUUGAAGUGCUUACAGAUGAGGAGAUUCAGACCGAAGUGGUGACUGUUCUACGUCAGAUCUUUGGUGACAACAAUGUACCAGACCCCACAGAUAUACUCGUAUCUGGUUGGUCGAGGAACCCGCUAACCCUUGGUGCUUAUUCUAUUUGGACACCUGACAUGGAGGAAGAGUGCUUCGAAAAGAUGAUGUCCCGCGUUGGUAACAUCUUUUUCGGUGGGGAAUACACAAGUGAAGAUAACGGAUAUGUCCAAGGUGCUCUGGAUAGUGGGCAACGAGAGGGAAAUAAGAUCGCACAAUGCCAGAAUGGAGGCUCCUGUCCGCAGUGGGAUUCUGGUCAGUCUUGCUAUUGUCCAGUGGACUUAUCUAACUCUGCGAACGUAGCUCACUACAAAGCCAAGUCAUUACUUCUAUCAUGUAUUUGUGUCGUCUUCGUUUUGCUAAAAACAAUUCUAAAAUUGACUUCAGUUCCCUGUUCAUUUCAGUUUGAAAAUAUCUGCUUUGGCGGGGAAGACACUAGUGAAAAUAACGGAUAUGUCCAAGGGUCUCUGGAUAGUGGGCAACGAGAGGAAAAGAUUCCCCAAUGCCUGAAUGGGGGCUCCUGUCCGCAGUGUAAUGCUGGUCAGUCUUGCUAUUGUCCAGUAGCCUUAUCAGAGAAAGCUAACUCUGCUAGCGCAGUGACCUCAUCAGGGCAUACAAUGCAUUUCCAAGGGAAUAUCUUUUUUUCGUUAUUAUUUGCAAUGUCUUGUUGGAAAUGUUCUGGACUUGCCACGAAUGAGCCUGUUUCUGUCUUGAUCGUCGGGGCUGGUGCUGCCGGGCUACAAGCAGCGCAAACUCUGGUGGACAACGGUGUCGAGGAUUUCUUGAUCAUUGAAGCCGCUGAUUACAUUGGAGGUCGGGUGCGUGAUGUUGAGUUUGGCGGGAUACGUGUGGAAUUAGGGGCUCAUUGGGCCCAACCAGUAGGAGGUGCAGUGCAGGAGAAGGUCUGGGAACUUGGCAUGGAGACUCACCAAAGUGAUUGGUUCUCUAUUGUUGUUUACGACAGCACAGGUCACAUUGUUACAGGCGAAGCUCUUCCAGUAUUUGAUAAGGUAUUUGAUAGCAUCAAUGCUGCAUUCAAUAUUGCUGACGAACUUUGGGAAUUGAACGACCCAGAUAUGUCAUUGAGAGCUGGCCUGCGCUCAGUCGGUUGGCUUCCAAAAACUGACAUUGAAAACACCCUUGAAUGGUCUUAUUUGGAUUUUGAAAAUGGUGAAGACUCAGAGUUCGCAUCCCUGAAGAUUCACUCUUACAUAAGGGACGAAUACAAUAAGCGGGUACCAGAUGACCAAAAGGCUACACUGGUUAUUGAUCAACGUGGUUACAAGUAUUUAUUUAAGGCAACCAUGCCUUUCUUAAGUGACUAUGAGUUGAGAGCCAAGAUUUUACUUAACAGGAAAGUGACAACCAUUGAUCAAUCUUCUGGAAAUGAGGUUGUGGUUACUUGUGACAACGGCGAGGUGUUCCGCGCGUCACGUGUCCUGGUUACAGUCAGCUGUACAGUUUUACAAAACAAGGGGAUUGAAAUUAAACCAGAACUUCCUGGCUGGAAGAAAAGAACCAUAAAUCGAUUCAGAAUGGCAGAUUAUAGUAAAAUUUACAUUAAAUUUCCCAUAAAGUUCUGGGGAAACCGUGAAAUAAUAAUGCGUACCAGCAGCCAUAGAGGACGCUAUCCGUUAUUUACCAACCUUGAAGCUGAAGGUAUGUAUCCAGCCGGGUCUAACAUUCUGAUGGCGGAGCUAACAGGUGAUGAGGCCAGACGAGUUGAAGCGCUUUCAGAUGAAGAAAUUCAGGUCGAAGUGGUGACAGUCCUACGUCAGAUAUUUGGAUACUACAACGUUCCAGACCCUAUCGAUAUACUCGUGUCUCGUUGGUCGAUGAACCCGCUAACUCUAGGUGCUUUUUCAAUUUGGACACCCGAGAUGGAGGAAGAGUGUUUUGAAAAGAUGAUGUCCCGCGUCGGUAACAUCUUUUUUGGCGGGGAAUACACAAGUGAAGAUAACGGAUAUGUCCAAGGUGCUCUGGAUAGUGGGCAACGAGAGGGAAAGAAGAUCGCACAAUGCCUGAAUGGGGGCUCCUGUCCGCAGUGGAAUUCUGGUCAGUCUUGCUAUUGUCCAGUAGACGUAGCAGAGGAAUUUAACUCUGAAACCGUAGCUCACUACAAUGCCCAGUCAUUCCAUCAAUCAUACCUAUGGCUAGAACAAUUCUAUAGAACUAAUGCCUUUAAUUGUUAUAAGCAAGGGAGUGAUUAUUACUUGGUUAGUAAAUUACAGUGUAAGUUAAAGACAGGAUAUUCAAGUAUGGAAUGAGCUACACUUAAACAGGUUACUUUAGUCUUAAAUUUAGCUUAAUAAAGAGAGAAAUAGUAAGA